Molecule: messenger RNA, 2630 nt
Organism: Aspergillus calidoustus
Lineage: Eukaryota; Fungi; Ascomycota; Eurotiomycetes; Eurotiales; Aspergillaceae
Source: the annotation of a GenBank genome assembly
CCGGGAACUCUAGCGAUAAAAGGGCGUUAUAUAAUUCAAGCACGAUCCUGCUUGUCCUCGGUGGCGAACUGUCAACUGCCAGCUGUUACCCUGGGAUCAAAUCUCCACUUUCGACGUCGAUUGGUUGGAUUUCGCAAUCCAACCCCCAUCAUGGCAUCAUCGCAUUCUCGCCCUUUUGCUUCGAUCGCGCCGAAUCCGGCGCAUGCUGCGACAUUCUCCAAACCAUCGUUGUUGCCCCGCCGGACGAAACAGAGCUCGGCGUGCACGGGAUGCAAAGCGCGGAAGACCAAAGUAUAUCACAUUGCUCGUGCCAAGUUACUCCCCUUGUCGGAUGAAGUUUUGAUAAUAUCCAGUGUAGUGGCACCCACCCCUGCGAGAAAUGCACCCUCAGUGGCCGGGAAUGCAUCUUCCCCGCGGGCCUCGACAGGCGCCGCAAAUACGCGCAGCGACGGGUGGAGCAGGAACUCGAGGGUGUGCAUCGGCUGCUCGAUUUGAUCAUCGAGGUGUUUGAGGCAGGUGAUUCUGCCCAGUUAAAGGCGCUGAUCACGUCGGCGAAAGAGGACCGCGCCCGGGAAAUUGCGCUGUUUGACAGGCGGACUCCGUCUAUACUAGAGGAGUCGGGGAGCCAGAGCCAGGGCUCGAGAAGUAGCUUGGUUCUGGGGGAUGACGUUAUGCAGAGUGACGAUGAGGAGGACACUAAACGACCCGGCUCGGCCUUGUCCUCGGGCUCCUCCACAUCCGUUGGCUCGCUCAGGGAAGUAAACACGCUGACUGAAGACCCCAACCGCAACGAGGGAAGCCGCGCGACAGGGUACAUAGGGAAAGAAUCGGAAAUCGCCUGGAUGCAGAAGCUCGAGGCCGAAGCCAGCAAGCUGGAUCGGGGCGACGCCCAAGAGAAGAGGCCCUCGCGAGUCGAGGAGCCGAUUGUCUCCAUGAGCUACCACCUGGAUAAUCUGAGAAUCGUCGACUCGGUACCUGCGGACCCGAAAUUCCUGCCGCCCAAGGCGUGGGCGGCGCGGCUGAUCAACAUCUUCUUCAACACGGCCGACCACUUCUUCCCGCUGAUCAACCGGUCGUUGUUCUAUUCGCAAUUCGAUCGCGCCUUCUCCCCAUCCGGUUCGGAGCCGACUAACAAGUGGCUGGCUGUCCUCAACUUGGCCCUUGCUAUCGGCGCAAGACACUACCAGCUUGCAGAGCCCGAGGCUGGCAAGGACGUCGAUGACGGAAUCUUCCUGUCGAGAGCGCUAUCCCUCAACCAGACCCAUUCUCUGGCAAUGGAGCACUCGGACCUGCAUCAGGUGCAGAUGGAUCUUUUGCUGGCGAUAUACUACCUGACAUCUGGCCAGGUCAAUAGGCCGUGGCAGAUAACAGGCCGUGCAACACGUUCGGCCAUCUCUCUAGGCCUCAAUCUUCGUACACUCAGUGACCAGAUAGACCCCGUGUCCAAAGAAACGCGAAUCAGGCUCUGGUGGUCCAUCUUCGCCAUCGAGCACAUCCUCUCGUCCAUGACGGGCCGGUCUCCGUGCGUGGACCACCACGCAAUCUCCGCGUUUCCGCCAAUCCCUUUCUGCGAGGCACACUUUGGCGAGCCCGAGGCCGAGAAACUCCUUUCGGAUGCCCUCCUCCGUGAAGAGAGAUUAUCAUGGGCGAUUUACGCCAGCGACGCGGACCUCGAAUCUCGCAGCCAGUGGCUCAAGGGCAUCGAACCGACCCCGGCCCUCUUCUUCUUCCACUUUGUCGACCUCUUGAUCAUCACACACGCCGCCGUCAAAGCUAUUUACACCCUCUCCAAGGACAGGGACACGGGCCAGGCCGAAAUCCCGCUGUACCAGAAACGGCUCCAGACCUGGCUCGCGCACCUGCAGCAGCCCUUUGCGUUUACUGAUCAAGAGACAGUCCCCGAGGUCGCCCGGGACUCCCGGGAGCAGGUAAGUCUCGCGAUGGCGUAUUACAGCGCACAAAUCAUCCUGAGCAGACCGUGUCUCACGCGCCCGGACAUGAGAGAAGGAACCAACAUCCGCUUCCCGCGCUCCCGCUUCGGAAACGAUACCGCAAAGACCUGCGUGCACUCUGCCGUCGCCCUGAUUUCCAUUCUCCCCGAUGACCCGGACACCCGCUGGCUCCUCCGCAUGACGCCCUGGUGGUGUGUCCUGCAUUUCAUCAUGCAGGCGGAAACAGUCCUCCUGAUCCAACUGGCCAUCGGCCAGGUCCCAGUCGAAGACGACGGGCACGGGAAGAGGCGACAUAGAGGCGGACUGUAUACCCACGCCGACCCCGGGGCCGUUUUGCAGGGCGCGAAGAAGGGCGUGCGCUGGUUGCAUGCGAUGAGCAACCAAGACGCGAGUGCGGCGCGGGCCUUCCGCAUCACAGAGAGGUUUCUGCGCAGGAUUGCGGCUGCCAAGGGGUUGGAUUUGGAGGGCGUACCCAUGGCCGCAGAUGAUGGUGGGCAGGAUUCGGGGCAGGCCUUGUCUGCCUCGCAUCCGUGGGGCAUGCCGCCCUGGGCAGAAGGUGUGAAUUGGGGCCCGGAUGGUACCGUGUCCGAGGGGGGGUCUGAGCUACAUCAAGAUACUCCCUUCGCGCUGGAUCCGAUCUUCCUCUCGGGAGAUGACGGGCAUGGCGGGAGGGGGUAG